CAGGAACCAUCUCCGAGGUUUUACUUUCAGUUUUGGUCGCAUGGACAAAAGUGGUAAACAGUUCAAAGCUGGGGUUUGGCCAGAGCAGCAAUACAACAUGACGCGGUUGUUGUACGACAACCUGUCGACUUGGCGAUCCGAUCUGAAGAAAACUGCGAUAAGUAUUGCACCCCUAUCAUACUCACUUUUUCCUCCGUCUUCUGUUCCUCCUCAACAACGUGCGACUUGGAUCGAAAGUGCCGCUGGAGAUUUACUGAAGGGUGGUUCGUUUUUACGGUUUGGAACAGAUGAGAAUGGGAGAAUGAGGAAUCUGGCUCAUCCUGCUCUCCGUGAUACAUGCGUAGCCUUUUUUUACAUGAGGCCUUACUGGGUCGCGCGGAGGCAGCCAGAUCACUUCUGCAUGCAACUACCCAUAUCGUGUCUGGCCUUAGUUGCCACAGCGUUCCACUGCGUUUUUGAUGGUCUUGAGAAGAAUGGUACUGGUAAAUGUUAUCCGAAUUUUUCGUCGAAGGAUUACUCGCCCGUCUACCGCAAAAUGCUCCAAAUCAUCAAAGAUACCCUCAAGGACGAAUAUCAUGGCCCUAGAUUGUUAGCACAGCUUCGAGAAUGGGCUGAAGUUGGAUGGGCUGAAAAUAUCAAGCUCGAUGGCAGUGCUGCGGAGGCGAGACACGACCACCUCCAGGUGAUUCUAGACUAAAUCGUGCAGAUUCGUGCUUGAAUCACAGUUCUUUGCUCACCCGUAUCGUAUUCUGUAUCAUUUCUCUUGAUUGCCAUAUCCAC
This is a messenger RNA of Suillus fuscotomentosus, 780 nucleotides long. RefSeq lists its product as uncharacterized. The coding region runs from base 41 to 697 and encodes 218 amino acids. NCBI's taxonomy places the organism in Eukaryota, Fungi, Basidiomycota, Agaricomycetes, Boletales, Suillaceae. The record is from RefSeq and is a predicted model, not a curated record. The transcript is spliced from 6 exons.